AUGGAAAGCAGAAAAUUUAUAACACCAUUUGUGAAACAAUGUUUCGUUACAGCAGCCGUUGGCGCUAAUAUAAUAAGUUUCGGCUGUGUCUGUGGCUUCCCGGGGAUCCUUCUGCCUCAGUUGAAGAGUGAUGACUCACCUAUACCACUGUCAAAAGAAGCUGAAUCAUGGAUUGCGUCUACUCUAGCUCUAAGUCUCCUUCUUGGAAACUUCGUGACGACGCACAUCAUGGAGCGUCUCGGACGGAAACCAGCGCACUAUAUCGUCUCAGUCGUUGCCAUCGUUGGCUGGUACAUUACUAUUUUGGCAACUAGCGUCGAGGCUUUAAUCGCUGGCAGAUUAUUACUAGGCAUAUCGGGUGGUAUACUGAUGAUUCUACGGUCAAUUCUCAUCGGCGAGUACACAAGCCCUCGUAAUCGCGGCGCUUUCCUCACUACUGUGUCUCUUACUCAAGCGUUUGGUAUAUUCUUCGUCCAUCUAAUGGGAUCACUGCUGAGCUGGCAAAAGACUGCUUUCAUAUGUGUAUUUUUCCCAUUCACAAGUCUCGUAAUGAUCACCUAUACCCCGGAAUCUCCAAGCUGGUUGCUUGCAAAGGGCAGAUACGAUGAAUGUAGAACGGUUUUUCGAUGGUUACGAGGAAUUGAGGAAGAUCAGGAGUUAGAGGAUAUGAUAAAUGCUAGAAAGUUAUUUAAUGAAGAAGCUAUAAAGGAAAACAAAACCAAUGGGCUCGCACAUCUGCUAACAAUAAUUAGAAAAAAAGAGUUUUAUAAACCAAUAAUGGUCAUGAUUCAUAUGAAUGCGAUGUCACAGUUCUCUGGUGGAACCACAAUGGCCUCAUAUUCAACCGUCAUACUUGGCCUUUUGAUGGGGUCAAACACAAAUGCACAUUUUUGGAUGGUCGUUUUGGAUACGCAAAGGAUCAUUUUCAAUGCAGUCGCUGUGUAUGUCAUUAACAGGGUCAAGAGACGUGUAAUGGUGUUUUCUACAGGAGGUCUCAGCGUUGCGUGUCAUUUUGCCAUCACAAUAUACGCUUACUGCAGAUACCACGGUUGGGAAUAUGAUGCAAUGUGGCUACCGGCUUUGCUAAUCAAUCUACAGUUCUUUGCAGUGGCAGUAGGUACUGUACCGAUGCCACAAGUUAUCGGCGGAGAGGUGUUUCCUCUAGAAUACAGGAGCAUAGGAGGUACUAUAAGUUUAACGGCAGCGGCAGGAAUGAUGUUUUUAGUAUUGAAAUCAUUCCCUUCGUUGAUAGAUAGCACCGGAUUGCAGGGCACUUAUUUAUUAUACGCUGUAAUUAUAUUAGUAAAUUUGAUUAUUGUUCUUAUUAUGCUGCCAGAGACGAAAGGGAAGACGCUUCAACAAAUAGAAGACGAGUUCAGGGGACGGCUGAUGACGCUUGAGGAGCUAGAAUCGAGAAUAUCCUUGAGCUCAAACCCAGUGGAAAGCUUCAAAAGAAAGCUGUCAGAGAAGAGAUGUAGUAUUCCUGUUUUAGUACAAUAAUAUUGUUAUAAUUUUGAUUUUUUGAUACUAUUUAAAUUUAAUAAGAAGCUAUGUGA
Melitaea cinxia (Glanville fritillary) is the source of this 1556-nucleotide messenger RNA. RefSeq names its product facilitated trehalose transporter Tret1-like. Gene Ontology annotation, biological process: transmembrane transport. Gene Ontology annotation, molecular function: transmembrane transporter activity. Gene Ontology annotation, cellular component: membrane. The transcript is spliced from 4 exons. The record is from RefSeq and is a predicted model, not a curated record. The coding region runs from base 1 to 1500 and encodes 499 amino acids. Lineage: Eukaryota; Metazoa; Arthropoda; Insecta; Lepidoptera; Nymphalidae.